GAGGAAAACAAAGAUUUGAGGACUCCGGAUCCCCGAGGGCAUCGUGAGAUCUGUUUUGAAAGGAGCGGGUUUUGAAACUCUUCAGUCUGUUUCCUGGAACGGAGUGGCUUUGAUUGAUUGGUCCCCUCGCUUAUUCGCUGUCAACCUUUUUCUAGAACAUUAUUUAAAAUGGGGAAAAGGAAGAAAGAGUCAAAAAAGAAAUCCAUUAACUUGGGCAGUGAAGCUGAUAAGUGGAUGUCUGAUUUACCAGAAAGUCUUUGGGCUGUACCUCUCUCUAAUCUGUCAUUACCAGGUAGUCAUGAUGCAAUGACAUAUUGUCUGGAUAAGAAGUCAGAAGUCAGUGCAAAUGGAUCCAAAUUGUUGCAGUUACUUGAUAAACAUAUGCAUUGGAUAGUGCACCCUAUUAUUUUGAGAUGGUCAAUAACACAGGAUCUGACUGUGUUGGAACAAUUGGAUGCUGGAAUUAGGUAUUUCGAUUUUAGAAUAGCUCACAAACCUGAUGACCCUUCCAUGAAAUUAUACUUCGUUCAUAUGUUAUAUACAACAGUGGAAGUAGAGGUUGUUCUAUGGGACAUUUUACGAUGGUUGAAAGACCAUCCUUGGGAGGUGGUUGUUCUAGCUUUCAGAAAUUUUGAUGGCUUGGAUGAGAUUCAUCACAAUCAUUUGGUCUCCUGCAUAAAGAAGAUCUUCAGUUCCAGAUUGUGUCCUAGAAAUAUUAUCCCAACCCUCCGCAAUAUGUGGUCAAAUGGCUACCAAGUUAUUGUGUCUUAUGACGAAAUAAUGCAAGUGGUGCAUCAUAGUGAAUUGUGGCCUGCAAUUCCGUACUGGUGGGGAAAUAAGGAUACAGCACGAAAGCUUAUUGAGGUUUUGGAAAAAAAGAAGCAAAGUGGUCGCCCAGAUGGAUUAUUUGUCGCAGGAAUCAAUCUUACUGCAGAUUUAGGAUAUAUUUUGGCAAAUAUAAACAGCUCUGUUAAAAAAAUGACUCUGAAGGCUCUUCCAUUACUAAAUAUGUGGGUAAAGAAACAGCAUCCUGGAUCAAAAAAGGACUGCAUUAACAUCGUUGCUGGAGACUUUAUAGAAAAGAAUAAUUUUGUGGAGAAUGUGAUAAACCUUAAUACCAAACUGAUUUUACAAUAACUCCAUUUAGAUCAUGUUUUGAAAGGAGAUGAUGGGACUAACUGCAAGGAUAAAGUAAGAUGUAAUACAGCAAAUAAUUCACCUUCAUAUUUUUAACCUGCAGUUAAGUACUUGUUUAAAAACUGUAUUUAUGCAUCACUGUAGAAAAUGUCAUGUUUUUAAAAAAAAGAUCUUUCAUGGAAUAAUUGGUUCUCCUGCAAAACGUGCAGCAUCUACAGAAUUUUGAAACAUGGAGAACUUUGAUCAUCUAAUUAGUUCUGUAUAUUUGACUACCUCUGUGCUGUCCCGCUCACUUGCAUGCACAUGUAACGGUGCUUUAGUAGGUUUAUUGAUGCUCCCUGGCAAUUCCCUUCACCAAAACUUCAGAACUGUCCCAAUUAAGUCCAGCCAAAAGAAGACCUAUGUUAGUCCACAGAGCAAUAACCAAUGAGUCCACAAGGUACUUGAAAGUUUCCCAGGCAAGACAAAUCCACCAGGUAAAAUUAAAUCCACAACACAAGGGGGUUCAUGAGGCAAGAAAAAUCCAGAGUUCACAAGGCAUGAUCCAAAGUCAAGGCACAGUGUCAGUCCAAUGCAAGGCAGGAAUCACAACGACCAGGAAACACGCAGCUAGGAAAUAAACAUGUUGUCUCCACCAUCUGCCUAUGUCAAAUAGUGCAGCCCAUCAAGAGGGAUGAAGCUACCUCCUCAUGAGUAAUCAGGCUGACCUUCACUGCUCCUGCCUUUUCUCUGUCCUAUGUGAUGCAGUUCCUCCUAAUCACCAACUGGCUGCAGUUGCAUGCUUUCCCCACCUGAAGCCUCAGGGCUGCCAUGCUGCAGCUACGCUUCAGCCAAAUCCUUCUCAGCAGUUGCCUGAAGCCAUUGACCAACUCCCCUCCUAAUAGUGCCUGGUACUGGUACAUCCUUCUCUGAACUCACAUCUGUAAAGGUAUCUGGUAACACAUCCAGGGAUGUCAUCAUACCUUCCAAGAUCAUACUUGAAAAGAAGUUGUGCAUUUUAGUAAGUAAUGCUUUCCUCGUAUACACUUGUGUCAUAGCCCCAUUGAAUCCUGGUUGAGAGAAGGAAGAUAAGUUGGAACCAGGACCAUCCGACAGGGAUGGCAUGUCUCCCUUCGGAUGCUUGGAGAGGCCAUGGGCUGAGAAAGCUGCUGUCCCAGGUAUAUCAGGCAUUGGAGGAGGUGGUCGACUGGGUGGUGUGCUCCCUGACCUCACAAACAUGGGGAAGGAUCAGCUGCAGACUGGCAGUGGUGUUGCGAGGCAGUAGAUCUCCUCUGAUGAAGAACAGCUGCCUCCCCCACUCAAUCCAGGGGCAUGGAGAGUGGAGCAGAGGCAAACUCAAAGGAGGUCUGUGAGGUUGCUUGCAAGGUCACCCUGCCCCUCCUCACAAGGAACACCUGGCUUGGGUUGAAUUAAGCAGAGCCCAGGAAGGAACAAUUCUUUGCUUUGGCAUGUACUUCCCUGGCCUUGGAAAAAUUCUGCUUUGAUUUGGAUUUCUGCCUAUGGAUUUUGACUCUUGCCUCUGGACCUCUUAUCCUGUGCACCUGGAAUUUUGUGUACAACUUGACCUUGCCUUGUGGAUUUGCGCCUUGUUUUUGGACUUCCUCUCUGCCUUUGUGAUUUAGCUCUGGUGAUUAUUGGCUUUUAUUUAUGGGACUGUGAGUGCCUGCCUUCAGGGAAGUUUGGGGUGGAGCUUUGCUGAAUGUUGUAGUCAAGUUGUUGUGGACUUAACAGAUCAGUAAAGGACACUAUUGAAACGUGCUUCUGCCCAAGUGACCUGGGUCAUAACAGCUUGACAAAUCUGAAUUAGUACAAAGAAUAUAGACAAAGCUGCAAUGUAGUUUUGGUUCAGUCAUUGUGAUUUACAAACCAUAGUUUGGCAUACCAUGACGUAACAUAUAGAGCCACUUCUGGUUAAUUGACAGUAAGUGAACUCAACCACUUAGUUAAGUCAGAGUUUUUCAAACUUGGCAACUUUAAGACAUAUGGACUUCAAUUCCCAAAAUCUCCCAGCCAGUAGACUGGCCUGGAAAUUCUAAGAGUUGAAGUUCAUAUGCCCUAAAAUUGCCAACCUUGAGUAUUAUUGAUUUUUUUAAUGCAUUCUAUCCCAAAACGAGUUGAUGUUAAAUAGUACCAGUUAGGAUUUUAAGCGAGCUUUUAUUUGUAGGUUCCAAUAAUUGAAUAUGGGAUGUAAUGCAUGCAAAGUUUUAGUACAAAUGAGCUACAUUUCCUGAACUCUCAUGAGUUCUUAGUAACAAAGAAGGGAAGGCUUAGUGUGUCCUUUUUACAUGCAGAGGAUAAUUGUAGGCAGAAUUGAAAACCUAGCCAAGUGACUUGAAUGUAAAUAUAGUUAAAUCUUUAGUGGCAAUAACUGUAUACUAUAAAACUGUAAGUUUUUAAAGAGGCCAGAGACUUAGCAGUAUGCAGGGUGCAGAAAGCAAAACACAUUGAUUUUUAAUUCUAUUUUUAAAAUUUUCUCAGGUUUGGAUAAUUUUUUCAAGUAUAAAAAGGGUCGGAUUCCAGGGUAUUUGUUGCUGUAUUGGCAGCUGUAAAAUAUAAAAUUGUAUUUAACUUUCUAUAAAUGCAGCUAUAAAAUGAGAAAGAGAAAUUUCUGCGGCAACCAGUUCUAAAUUUUAAGCAUUUCUUUGGUCAGUACUUUUCAGUUCAAGAUCACAAUUGGUUUUUGGAGUGAUAUACUGUGAAUAACACUCCCCAGAGUCGCUACCAGGAUAAAUGCCACAUUUAAAACCAAUUAAUUUGUAUUAAUAUUGCAUUAGCUAAAGUUCAUAUUAUUACUUCUUGUACAUUUAAUCAUUUUCCUUUUGUAGAGCAGUGAAACAUAACAAUUCAGUAGUGAUUUCUGGAGGAAUGCUGAAGCUGCACCUGGAACUCUGGAAGUCAUGCCAUUAUGUUAUAUGGGUUUCAGUGGUUUAAAUUUUCAGUGGGUGAAGAGUGGGGGGCUGGAUCAAGGUCAAUAAAAUUUCCAUAGCUGAGGGAAUAGCCUAGAAUCUUGUUCUCUCCAAGUCUAGUUCAGCACUGCCCUGGGAAUUUUGUUUGAAAGAACAAAGAAUCAGGACUUAACUGUGCUGGAGAAAGGAAAAUGUUUCAUGAUGGCUGAGGUUUAUGAGGUUGCAUACUAUCUUAUUUCACAGGCGAUGAAUUAGGAAUGGGAAGUGGACUGUGAAUAGCACCCUCCCUGCCACUUUCUUGAUCUACCAUCCCAAAUAAUUGUUUGCUGCAAUGUUUGCUCUGAGAAUCUUCCACAAUACCUGUAGCAGGAGUGACAGCAACAAAUUCUGUACCUCCCAAAUAGAAUUAAACUAAAGGGUAAUAUUAUGCAUUGAGACCUCCAACCUACGUGGAUAAGCCUACAGCAUAAUGUCCUAGAUAUUUCCAUUUGAGCUGUGCUUUUCUUGGUUGAGCUGCUUAUUUUUUUCUCCUUUUCAGCUAUUUUUUGUUUUUGUUUUAAGACUCUGCAUCUCAUGUAAAGCAAUCACACAUUAUUCCAACAGUUGAAGAGACUCCAAAUGACGUUAUAUUUAUAUAUUAUAUUUUCCAGCAUUAAGCAAACUAACUCUAACUCUCUUGGUCUUGUGAAAGGGCUGGAAACCUGGCUAUGCCAAUUAGUUGGGGCCCUGAUGGAGAUUCCCCCGCUAUAGGUGAUUAGGAGAUUAAGAAGAGAAUCUCAUCUACACCCCAGAUUGUUGGUUUACCCAGUUUUAUGCUAAUGCCCAAUGUUUAAAUGCUUUACAUUGCUGUAUAAAACAUGUAUUUAAUGUUUUUAUGAUGUUGCAAGCUGCCCAGAAUUGCCUGACAAUGAGAUGGGUGGCAUGUGAAUUUAAUAAAUGAAACACCUCAACCUCUAUUCAAAUAUAAUUGU
This is a messenger RNA of Thamnophis sirtalis, 5014 nucleotides long. It is a transcript of the gene PLCXD1, whose product is annotated as phosphatidylinositol specific phospholipase C X domain containing 1. Gene Ontology annotation, molecular function: phosphoric diester hydrolase activity. NCBI's taxonomy places the organism in Eukaryota, Metazoa, Chordata, Lepidosauria, Squamata, Natricidae. Gene Ontology annotation, biological process: lipid metabolic process. The record is from RefSeq and is a predicted model, not a curated record.